Molecule: messenger RNA, 1635 nt
Organism: Zasmidium cellare ATCC 36951
Lineage: Eukaryota; Fungi; Ascomycota; Dothideomycetes; Mycosphaerellales; Mycosphaerellaceae
Exons: 4
Coding region: 1-1635 (544 amino acids)
Biological process (GO): transmembrane transport
Molecular function (GO): transmembrane transporter activity
Source: RefSeq, a predicted model, not a curated record
AUGGAAGACGAGAAGCAGCUGCCACCAGGCACCGUGCGCUUGAUCGAUGUCGACGGCAAUGUGUUGGCCAAACACGCCCGAGGUUCGCAGCAAGACGUUGUGUUACACCCUCGCCCAUCUGAAGAUCCGGAAGAUCCUCUCAACUGGACCUACAAACGAAAGAUGAUCGCGACUUCAUGUGUGUUGAUGUACACCCUCAUGAUCGCCAUCCCAUCUGGAAGCGUCUACUCAGUCGUCAAACCGAUCGAGAAGGCAACAGGCUUGGAACUCAACGAUCUCAACACAGGGACCGGCGUGAUGUUUCUCGCCUAUGGAUGGGCAUGCAUACCGUGGCAAGCGAUCGCUCUACAAUGGGGUAAAAGACCUGCGUAUCUCGUUUCUAUGGCUGCCUCCAUCGCCAUUAUGGGCACAGCACCACUUUGUACCAAACGCAGCACAUACCUGCUCAACAAGGUCUUGCAGGGAUGCUUUGGCGCUCCCGUCGAGGCGCUGUGUGAGAUUUCGAUCACUGAUAUAUGGUUCGCGCACGAAAGGCCGAAGUAUCUUGCUUGGUAUGGACUGGGCCUUUCCAUAACUGGGAAGCUCGCCCCGAUGCUUGCGGGGUUCAUCAAUGAUGGCCAAGACUGGCGAUGGGUAUUAUGGUGGACUGCAAUCUGGAUCGGCAUCGCCUUCGUCUACUGUUUCUUCCUGAUGGAGGAAACCAACUACGACCGCGUGACGUCCCCCAGACCAACCCAACCACCCUCCGGCAUAUCAACCCCCUCCGAACCCCCAGCCGACGCCCUCCCAGGCGAAAAAUCCAUCAAACAAACCACCACCGCAACCACCACCGACCUCGAAACCGGCCAAACCACCUACCCCUGUAAAACCUACCUCCAAAAACUCUCCUUGACCGGCGACAAAUGCCGCCCCAACCGCCUCCUCGAAAUCUCCCUCGCCCCCUUCAAAGGCUUCACAUACCCCGUCGUCGUCUACGCCGGCUUCAUGUACGGCGGCAACGCACUAGUCUGGUCCGGCGUCGUCAACGCCGUGUCAGGCACAGCGUACUCUGAGUUCUACGGCUUCUCCACGACUGCCAUUGCCGCGGCUUACUCUGGAGGUGUCCUCGGCGCCAUCAUCGGGUCGUAUUACUGCGGGAAGGCUGGGCGGGAGCUCACGAUAAGGCUUGCGAGACGGAAUGGAGGCAUCUCGGAGCCGGAACAUACGUUGUAUAUGUUUAUUGCGUCUAUGAUUCUGGUGCCUUUUAGCAUUCUGCUGUAUGGGCUGGGCGUGACGUAUCGGGUGCAUUGGUUUGCUCUGGUGUUUGCCCAGUCGACGCUGGCUAUCUCCAAUUCGCUGUGUGUGGCUGGGGCUUUGGGAUACGCCAUUUCGUCUUACCAUGCGCUGAGUGGGGAGUUGGUCACGACUUGUAUCUUGAUCAGGAAUACUCUGAGCUUUGCGGUCAAUUAUGGUAUCACUCCCUGGCUCAACGCCCUAGGCUACAGAGACACCUUCAUCAUGGUCGCCGUCAUCGGUUUCGUGUGGAACGCUUCGCUGUUCGUCAUGGUGCGGAUUGGGCCUUCGUUGAGGAAGAGCAGUGCAGCGAGGUAUUGGAGGGAUGUGGAGAAGGCAAGAGCAAAGGGAUUGAGUCAUUGA